UUUAUCAGUCUAAUCGACUCCUUUGGUAGUGCAGUGAGCCAGUAUAAGUACCCGCGUUGCAGCUUCAUUUUUGGUAGGUGGGAACACGGCGCCCAAUUCAGAUCUGGCGGUCUUGCGAAUUAUUAUCGUUAGCCCGCGAAAUUACUAUAUUACUACUACACUACUUCUACUCAAUCAGUUUCAUUGUUUAUACUUACCGUGGACGAUUGUUUAUAAACCGACGCGGAAACAAAAAGAAAGUGUAAAAAGUUGUUUUAUCGGAAGUGUGAUUAGUUAGAAGUGGAAAUUAGAAAUUUUUGGACAUUUUUUUUGCUAUAAGGAGGCUAUAUGGCAAGUCAAGUAUAACCUGGUUUGAAAGCUUAUUCCAAGUUAUUUUCAGACACACCUCAAGAUGGAGAAGGGAAAAGAUAAUUUUCCUUCAACAUAUACUGUGUCUACCUUCAGUUCUACAGCCACUUUAAAUAAGAAUGAACCUGUAAAGGUCCCCAUUGACUCGGAACUAAUUAAGGAAUAUAAUCAGUAUGAACACAGGGAACUUGAACAUCCCAAUACGUUUAGUGGAGCUUUUAUCCAUCUGGUCAAAAGCUCUCUUGGAACUGGAAUUUUGGCUAUGCCAAGGGCUUUUAAAGCUGCUGGAUUAGCUGUAGGAUUUUUUGGAACACUUUUCGUUGGUUUCCUAUGUACCCAUACAGUACACAUUUUGGUAUCAGCUUCACAAAAAAUGUGUGUAAAAACUAAAACGCCGAGUAUGGGAUAUGCAGAAACUGCUGAAGCGGUCUUCCAAAAUGGUCCUAAAAAAUUACGAAAAUUUUCUGGUUUUGCUAGGAAUUUUUCGGAUAUUGCUCUCGCCUCAACUUAUGCUGCAGGAACAGCGGUGUAUAUCGUAUUUAUAUCAGAAUCUCUUCAAAAGCUAGUAAAAGUAUACUACGAACCAGCUGGUGAAGACGUUUGGAGUCUUUACUUUAAACUUAUGAUUCUUGGACCUCUAAUUCUCUUCUGCCAAGUAAGAGAAUUGAAGCAUCUGGUGCCAUUUUCUUUUAUUGCUAACAUCACCAUGUUUGUCGCAUUUGCAAUUACUUUGUAUUAUACUUUCAUGGAAAUUCCUAAAGUGGAAAUGAAAGAAAGGAAUUUAGUAACCUCCUGGUCUGGAUUGCCUUCGUUCUUCAGCACUGUUAUAUUUGCCAUGGAAGGUAUCGGUACUAUUAUGCCUGUUGAAAAUUCCAUGAUUACUCCUCAGUUUUUGGGAUGUCCUGGUGUUUUAAAUAUGGGUAUGGCAAUUAUUGUUACAUUUUUUGCCAGUUUGGGUUGCUUUGGUUAUUAUGCAUUUGGUGACAAAACGGCGGCUACCAUUACGCAAAAUUUGCCCAACGAAGAAUUAUUGGCUCAAGUAGUUCAAGCAGCAAUCUCAUCGGCAGUAUUCUUCACCUUCAUGUUGCAGUUCUAUGUUCCAACCGAAACCAUAUGGAAAAAAGUUAAACCCCACGUUUCAGAAGAAAGACACAACAUCGGCCAAAUUAUCACCAGAACAGUACUUGUGGUAGUGAUAUUUGCAAUAGCAGCUGCAGCUGGGCAUCAUCUCGACGCCCUUAUAGACUUAGCUGGUGCUAUCUUCUUAUCUACAUUAGGGUUUCUGAUUCCCGCUGUGUUAGAUACCAUAGUUAAUUGGGACGACUUAGGGAAGUUUAAUUACAUUUUAAUAAAAAACGUUCUCAUUUGUACUUUCUCAUUAUUCGGUCUAGUGUCGGGUACCAUAGCUGCCCUCAAUGAGUUCACCCACUGAUUAUUUAAGUAAUUGUGUACAUAAUAAUUCUUCGUUAACUAGUUUAGAUAGUAAAAUUUUAUACAUUUUUAAGAAACUCUUGACAAAACGAUAAGAUUAUUGUUGUGUUGACUUUAAUUGUAACUUAUUUCAUUUAUUUACUUUGUUAGGCACGUGUAAACACUCAAAAUAUAUCAUAAAUACUAAUCUGAUUAACAAUAUUUCCGUACGAGUAUUAGCGCGUCCGUACGGACUACGAGUAUUAGCGCGUCCGUACGGACUACGAGUAUUAGCGCGGGUCAAUAAGUUUUUGGUGACUUUUUGGAUGAAACACAGGUUUUUACCUAUAUCAAAAGUUAUUUUAUUUUUUAACAUAGCCUCCUUUGAAUUCUAUACACUUAGUCAAAUGUUUCUCCAAAUUUUUAUCCCUUCCGAAAAAAAUGAUUUGGCGAGGACAUCAAAAUAGGCAUUUGUUUGUGAGUGAGAUGAUUUCGUCGUUGGAGUUAAAUCUCUUUCCGCCGAGACAUUUGUUAAAGUUUCGGAACAAGAACUGGUCACUCGGGACUAAAUCUGUAGAAUUGUGUGGACGAGGGAGCAAUUCGUAGCCUAAUUUAUAAAUUUUUGUGAUGGAAACUGCGCAUAUGUGCAACCUUGCAUUAUCCUGGUGGGAAAGUACUUGUUUGUUAGCAAAGUACAGUUUUUUUUAAUCCUCAUUGAAUCGGCCAAAUAAGUUGGUAUAUUAUAUACUAUUGAUCAUUUUUGCCUUUUGAAAGUAGUCAAUGUAGAUUAUACCACAUGCAUUCCAAAACAGCGCUCGCCAUGACUGUAUUGGCUGACAAACCCACCGAGAAACCCACUGAUUUCACUGCUAUUUGGUCUUCGGUGUAUUGUAGUGAACCCACGUUUCAUCCACUUUUAUGAAACAGCGCAAAAACUCGUCCAUAUUGCCUUUAAACAUCGCCAAAGAUUCCUGGGAAGUUGUCACACCGUUGCGUAUGUGGUCGAUUGUGGGCAAAUGCGGUAACCAUCUUGCAGAAAGCUUUCUCAUGCCCAAUUGAUCAUGCAAAAUUGAAACCAUUGAGCCAUUUGAGAUGUCUAUGACUUGCACAAUCUUUCUCACUUUCAAUAUCCGAUCGGCUAAAAUCAUAUCGUGAAUUUUUCAAUUGUUUCGGAUGUAGAUUUAGAACCCUUAACUAGGCGUCCAUAAUGUUUGGCACUUUCCGUGAUUAUACGGCCAGAUCGAAAUUCGGUAAACCACUUCUUUACCAUAUAAAUGGAUGUUCAGAGUACCCAUAAUAUUUAUUAAGCUUAAUCUUGGUUUGAAUGAUGGUUUUUUCCGAAAAAAAUAAUGCUUAAUGAGCACACGAAGUUCACUUUUUUCCAUUUUCUUCUCAAAGCGCGCGGUAGUCUGCUAAGCUAAACGGCUACCAGAAGCAAACUGGGCGAAGCUUGUUCAAAUUUACACCAGAGUCAAGUGAGAGUUGUCUGUUCACAGGAACAGUGUUGCCAUUUCAAUUAGUAGACAGGAAAUUCAGAAACUCACGGACCUAUUGACCAACCCUCGUAAUGAUGAAUUGUUAAUUUUAUUCAGCAAUAAAUGAUGUCUUGAUAUAAUCUGAAGUGUUUAUCUACGUAAAGUUAUGUUAUUACUUUCAAUGGUUUUCUUGUGUUUUAUCGUCGAUUUAUAAUAUUUUUUCAUAUUUAUUCUUUUUAAUAUAAAUCUGGAGAUUUUUCAGAAAUAUACAUCACACGAAGGAUAAAAAAACUUUGUAAACGUAUACUAGAGCACAAGAAAACAAUUUUCAUAUGCACCAUGCAUUCUAGAAGGCAACUUCAUUUACUUUUGACAUACUUCCAAAUACUCAUUUUGACACGAAUAAUUCACCCAGUAUAUUCACAACCUUUAAACAACAAUAAAUAUGUUUGAACAAUAUUCCUUUUAAACAGAUGGCUCGUCACUGAAGUUGUGACUAAAUAAAUAAAUUAUAUGCAGACUUAAUUUGCUUAUGUUUCACAUUCAGAGAGUUUAUUAUUUAUCCAAUUUUUUUGUGAUGCAAGAAAAAUAUUUUAGAAUUUUAUUAGGGUUAAAUAUAUUGCUUAAUUAUCAGAUAUCUUAAUAACAGUGAUCAGUAAAAGAAAAGUAAAGUAUUUUAUUUUGUAUUAUAUUUAUUUGCAUUAUACUGUAGCUACACUACACAUCACUGAUUAUUUUAUUAUAAUUAUUUAAAUAGUCUAGGAGACAGGGGUUUAAGUAUGCAUGCCCCUCGAUACCUUAACGUUUUUUAUAUUUUUUUAUGCAUAGAUUCCAUUUUUCAAUGGUACCAGGCUAAAAACCCUUCAGAUAUAUUUUUAACAAUUUUAAAAAAUGAUUAUAUCUCCAGAACUAUUAGAGAUAUUUAAUUUUACCAAAAUGAAAAUUGUUCCUUUAAAAAAAUGAACCAAAUGGCGUUUGAUAAACUUUGAUCCGAUUCUUAGAACAGGAGUUAUAAAAAAAUUUCGGGAAAAACAAUUGCAAAAUAGGUAGGUAUUCCAUGGGGCUUUUCUGUACAAUAUCUUAACAAUAUUCCAGAUAAUUCCAAAAUCCUUGUAAAAUACGAAAUAAAUUAAUUACGAUAUUGUUUAUAAAAUGUUAAAUAACAAACAGACGGUCAGUUGUUAACCGCAAAUUUAGGACACACACAUUUUGAUGACAUAUGACAAGGUGACUUCUGCCAAGUAAGCCGUAAACAUAUUAUUAUAUCAUACCUAAACUUGUCAUAGAAAUUGAAGUAAAAAUGGAUAUUGUUCGUCCGGUAUAACUUUUCCCAUGCGUCACGAUUCAUUUUAAAACAAAUUAAGUCAAAACAUAAAGUAAAACGUACGCCGAUGUGUGUAGUAUACAGUAAUGAGCGCGCUAAUAACCGGCAAAAUAGCGUAAGAGAUGGAAAACAUAAUACAUUGCGAAACAAAAAGUGAUGAAACUAGUGGAGGUGAAGAUGAUCGUUACAAACGUAUAAAUUAACAGACUAAGUUUUCACUCUAAUGGCAUAUAAAACAACAUAAUUUUACUAUAUAUCGCACCAGACUGAAAACAAUGGGAACCUUCUCUGGUUACACCUCCGAGGCUUCUACAAUUUGCAAGCCAUACGGAUGCUGAGACUAAGGAAGAUGAGGGAAUUUUACAAUUUAUAAUUCACGUCCCAUCUGCUCAGCGCGGUAAAGUUCCAACGAGAAUGGUUCCCUUCGUACUACAAUCAGAGUAAACUUGUAAAUCAAAAAUGAAUAACCAUUUUCAAUUUCGUUGCAAAACGAAAAUACAGACGCAUCAUAUUCAAGUCCAAUCAGAGAGUGAAGCAAGUACCUCUACCGGUUUCGAAACUUAUUAGUCUAUCAUCGGGAGGCACAUAUGCUGCUCCCUCUGAUCCAUAUGUGCCUCCUCAAGAGAGACUAAUAAGUUUCGAAACCGGUAGAGGUGUUUGCUGCACUCUCUGAUUGGACUUAAAUAUGAUGCGGCUGUAUUUUCGUUUUGCAACGAAAUUGAAAAUGGUUAUUCAUUUUUGAUUUACAUAUUUACUCUGAUUGGAGUACGAAGGCAACCGUAAAAUUCCCUCAUCUUCCUUAGUCUGAGCAUCCGUAUGGCUUUCAAAUUGUAGAAGCCUCGGAGGUGUAACCAGAGAAGGUUCCCAUUGUUUUCAGUCUUGUGGUAUAUAGAGUAACAUGUUGUUUUAUAUGCUAUUAGAGUGAAAACUUAGUCUUUUGCUAGCAGUUGCCGCUAGGGCAUCUAUGCCAUUUCGUUCGUUGCAAUAAGUGACUGCACGCCGGGGUUUGUUUUGGUUGGAUCAGAGGGAGCAGCAUAUGUGCCUCCUGAUGAGAAACUAAUAAGUUUCGAAACCGGUAGAGGUGCUUGCUGCACUCUCUGAUUGGACUUGAAUAUGAUGCGACUGUAUUUUCGUUUUGCAACGAAAUUAAAAAUGGUUAUUCAUUUUUGAUAUAAAUUAACGUUACAUAGUUUACCACCUUUAGACGUCUGUGACAGGAGUAUUUUACAAAAUUCUACUGUCAGAGUGACAGUUGUCAUACUCUUCUGAUACAUCUAAAGUUGGGAAACUAUGUAAUGUAAUGUUAAUUUAUACGUUUAUAACGGUCAUUUCCAUCUCCACUAGUUUCAUCUCUUUUUGUUUCGCAAUGUAUUACGUUAUCCAUCUUUUGCGCUAUUUUGCCGGUUAUUAGCGCGCUCAUCACUGUAUAGUAUAAAGUAUACAAAAUUUAUAUAUACAUCGACGUUCGUUUCACUUUAUGUUUUGAUUUAAUUUGUUUGAAAAUGAAUCGUGACGCAUGGGAAAAGUUAUAGCGGACGAACAAUACGAACAUACAGAUCUAAUAAAUAAAUGAGACGCGAAUAUAUUUUUGCAAAUUCAAUUGAAUUUGCCUGAUAUGUGCCGCCUAGCGUAUGCUGAGUACCGUCUUCGGCUGAGUACGAUCCAAUGUAUUAAUAACUGCCUACCCAUAUAAUCGUAAAUACAACCCCUUAUCCAGCAUAUUUCCAAGUAUAACUGACUUUCCUCUUGCGAGUAAUAAUUUUCAAGACCCCAUCGUCUUAAAAGUAAUUAUUUAAGCUUUAAAAAAAUAUUUGCAAAAUUAGCUUAUCUUUAUCGAUAAAAAAAGUUAUUACAAUUAAACGUUAAAAAUGUUCCUAAAAAGUAAAAUAAUGAAAAUUAAUUAACCAAAAAUAAUGUAGAUAAUAGUUAUUUAUGAUAUAAGUGUUAAAAGUACCCGUUUAAGGCAUGCAUGUGAAAGUUUGCAGAAUGAGCGAGAGCGAGUUCUGCAAUUCACAUGAGUGCCUUAAAAAUGUACUUUUUAACACGCAUAUCAUACAACAUUUUUUCUACAAACGUAAUUACAGGACAAUAUCUACAAAAACUUUUACUUGAACUGGACUGACAUUCCAAUUUUAUAUUUUUUUGACAUUACAUUAAAAUUGCAUAUAAGGUCAAUACGAACUGCAGUGCCUUAAAUUUUUUUUUAAAGCACUAGUGCCUUAAAGUAGCAUUUUUAACGCUCGUAUGGAGUGCUAAAAAUUGCAUUUUUAACACGGUUGUAGAAAAAUAUAAAUAAAUGUAAAUAAAUAUAAAAUUAAAUAACUAUAAUAGCUUAGGAGAUACAAUAAUUUAAACAAUUAAAUUGUUAACAAAUUAUCUGACGCCCCCUGGUUCCUAGACUAAAACUGACAAUUGUAGCUUCAAAAUUUGUAAAACCUUUUUAUACAUUUUAGUAUUGAUUUAAUAUUUUUAUUUAUUUCUUUUAUUUUAUUUAAGGUUGUGCCGUAUAUCUUAUCUUUAAUGUGAUGCCAUCAAUCAGUAUUAUUGAUUGUCUUAUUUGUAUGUAUUUAUUUUUAUAUCGGUGUAAUAUAUCAUUAAUUUAAAAUAUUCAUCAAAACAUAAAGUUGUGUGUUUAUUGGUUUAAAUUACCAAUUAAAUUAAUUAAAAAAAUAGAAAAAAAACAAAUCUUAAAUUUAGAUACUGAUUUUUAAACUAAUAAAUACAUACUUUUAUAUAGUUUGUAUACCAUGCAUACCAGCUAUUUAAGUUUAAUUCUAUUAUAGUUUGUAGAACCCUAAGUUUUUAUUUGUGUACAUAUUGUGAAUUAUUUAUGUAAUAUAUAUUUAUAUUUUUUACUAA
Messenger RNA from Diabrotica virgifera virgifera (western corn rootworm), 7416 nucleotides. Its product is annotated as proton-coupled amino acid transporter-like protein pathetic. The record is from RefSeq and is a predicted model, not a curated record. Bases 392 to 1780 code for a protein of 462 amino acids. Gene Ontology annotation, cellular component: vacuolar membrane. NCBI's taxonomy places the organism in Eukaryota, Metazoa, Arthropoda, Insecta, Coleoptera, Chrysomelidae. The transcript has 10 exons. Gene Ontology annotation, molecular function: amino acid transmembrane transporter activity. Gene Ontology annotation, biological process: amino acid transmembrane transport.